AUGGCGCCGAAGCCGCUGGACUACGAGUUGCUGAAUGAGAAUGUGAAGAAAUUUGCAUAUGCUGUCAAAGGGGAGCUUUACCUGUGGGCUUCGGAGUUGCAGAAGGAGGGGAAGAAGAAGCCAUUAACAUUUCCCCGUCAGGUGGUAGAAUUGUGCCAAGCUCCAUUUCUAUUGGAUGACCCUAAUGUCGGGCUUUUAUUCCCAGCAGAUGUCAUUGCAAGAGCUAAACAUUAUCUUUCAUUGAAUUCGGAUGGUUUAGGUGCAUAUAGUGAUUCUCGAGGACUUCCUGGAAUUAGGAAAGAAUUUGCAGAGUUCAUUGAAAAAUCUAUGCAUGAGUUGGACUUUUUUAUUUCUUCUUCUAACUCUUGACAUUUUGUAUGGCCG
Zingiber officinale is the source of this 384-nucleotide messenger RNA. RefSeq names its product glutamate--glyoxylate aminotransferase 1-like. Lineage: Eukaryota; Viridiplantae; Streptophyta; Magnoliopsida; Zingiberales; Zingiberaceae. The transcript has 4 exons. Bases 1 to 369 code for a protein of 122 amino acids. The record is from RefSeq and is a predicted model, not a curated record. Gene Ontology annotation, biological process: photorespiration. Gene Ontology annotation, molecular function: glycine:2-oxoglutarate transaminase activity; L-alanine:glyoxylate transaminase activity; L-alanine:2-oxoglutarate transaminase activity.